UCUGAAAUCCAAUCCCCUCGGCUCUUCCUUCGCAAGCUAGUUUUGGACUGUGGAGCUGUUCAGGCAGAUGCAUUGACAGUGGAUCGCCUUGCCUCAUUGGAGAAGUAUUCAGAAACAGCAGUGAAACCUCGGGAUUCUAUUUUAGCAACGGAAGUAGAGUGGCUGAACUCCAUCAAAGCUGACUUAGUGGUUUCAGAUGUUGUUCCAGUUGCAUGCCGUGCAGCAGCUGAUGCUGGAAUUCGUUCUGUCUGUGUUACGAACUUCAGCUGGGACUUCAUUUAUGCAGAGUAUGUAAUGGCUGCUGGACGACAUCAUCGUUCAAUUGUUUGGCAGGUGAAAUAAUGAUGUUCCUCUGAUCCUGGUUAAUGUUUUCUGAUAAAGGAUAACUUUUUAGUUUCUGAACUAGUUUGGCUUUAGUUUUGGUGGGGGAAUUGUAGUUCUUGAAUAUUUCAUGAAGAUCAGAAGAUCAUUAAAAUAGGAGAGCAAGAUUCCAGCUUUCCUAUCAAUCCAUGUCUUUUACAGUUCAAUAUUCCCUUCCAUUCCCUUCCUUUCAAUGUAUGAGAGCAUUCAUGCAUGUAAAGUUUGAAGUUGAUAUUGUCCAGAAAAAAGUUUGAGUGUAAGAUCUCUGUAGCAAUUUUAGGCUCUUAUAAUUGGCUUCUUUCAUUGUUGGUGAGAAGUGUUAAAUCAGUCUUGAGGUAAUGAUGUUCAUCGUUUCACUUUAACUGGAUACAGAUCAAGUUUUGUCCUCUGUUGUGGGCUAUAUAGUCACUGAUUUAUAUCCAUGAUAAAUGUUCUUGAUCUUUUAAAUAUUGAUGCAGAUAGCAGAGGAUUAUUCGCAUUGUGAGUUUCUUAUUCGUCUUCCAGGAUAUUGUCCAAUGCCUGCUUUCCGUGAUGUUAUUGAUGCACCUUUAGUUGUGAGGAGGGUGCAUAAACCACGCAAAGAGGUGAGGAAAGAACUUGGAAUUGGGGAAGAUGUGAAGCUAGUCAUUCUCAAUUUUGGUGGACAGCCUGCUGGAUGGAACUUGAAAGAGGAGUACUUACCCUCUGGUUGGCUGUGCCUGGUGUGUGGCGCUUCUGAUAGGCAUGAGCUUCCACCAAAUUUCAUAAAACUGCCAAAAGAUACAUAUACACCUGAUCUUAUUGCAGCAUCUGACUGUAUGCUUGGAAAAAUUGGAUAUGGCACUGUCAGCGAAGCCCUGGCAUACAAGUUGCCUUUUGUCUUUGUGCGAAGAGAUUACUUCAAUGAAGAACCCUUCUUAAGAAAUAUGCUUGAGUAUUUUCAAGGUGGUGUUGAGAUGAUUCGGAGGGAUUUACUCACUGGUCACUGGAAACCUUAUCUUGAACGUGCAAUGAGUUUGAAACCUUGCUAUGAGGGUGGCAUAAAUGGUGGCGAGUUUGCAGCUCAUGUCCUGCAGGAGACAGCAAUCGGUAGAAACUAUACUUCAGAUAAGUUGAGUGGCGCAAGAAGGUUACGUGAUGCAAUAGUUCUUGGUUAUCAAUUACAAAGGGUCCCUGGAAGGGAUAUCAGCAUCCCUGAAUGGUAUGCAACUGCAGAAAAUGAAUUGGGUCGAAGUGCUGGAUCACCAACUGCUCAGAUGAGUGAAAGUAACUUGCAAAUGACUUCAUGGACCAAAGACUUUGAAAUUCUUCAUGGAGAUCUUCAAGGCCUUUCAGAUACAAUGGCUUUCCUCAAGAGCUUGGCAGACCUUGACGCUGUUUAUGAUUCUGGAAAGAAUGCUGAAAAGCGUCAAAUGCGUGAACAUAAGGCUGCAGCUGGACUGUUUAAUUGGGAGGAAGAUAUAUUUGUGGCCAGAGCACCUGGAAGGUUGGAUGUCAUGGGAGGCAUUGCUGACUACUCAGGAAGCCUGGUAUUGCAGAUGCCUAUAAGGGAAGCUUGUCAUGUGGCUGUGCAAAGGAAUCAUCCAAGUAAACAUAGGCUCUGGAAACAUGCAAUUGCACGACAGAAUGCCAAAGGACAAGGACCAAUGCCUGUUCUGCAAAUAGUAUCAUAUGGCUCAGAGUUGAGUAAUCGUGGUCCAACAUUUGACAUGGAUUUAUCAGAUUUUAUGGAUGGAGGGAAGCCAAUUUCAUAUGAGAAGGCAAAGGAAUACUUUUCCCGAGAUCCAUCCCAAAAGUGGGCAGCAUAUGUUGCUGGGACAAUUUUGGUUUUGAUGACAGAACUAGGCAUCCAUUUUGAGCAGAGUAUCAGUAUGCUGGUUUCUUCUGCAGUCCCAGAAGGCAAAGGUGUAUCUUCAUCUGCUUCUGUGGAGGUUGCUAGCAUGUCUGCUAUAGCAGCAGCUCAUGGAUUAAGCAUCAGCCCGAGAGAUCUUGCUCUGCUAUGCCAAAAGGUGGAGAACCACAUAGUUGGAGCGCCUUGUGGUGUAAUGGACCAGAUGGCUUCAGCAUGUGGUGAGGCUAACAAACUUCUUGCAAUGGUGUGCCAGCCUGCUGAGAUAGUUGGACUAGUAGAAAUUCCUAGCCAUAUCCGAGUUUGGGGAAUUGAUUCAGGAAUACGACACAGUGUCGGCGGCGCAGACUAUGGAUCUGUCAGAGUAGGGGCCUUUAUGGGGAGGAAGAUGAUAAAGUCUAUAGCAUCUAAUAUGUUGUCUCAAUCAUUGUCCUGUGCUAAUGGCACAACUCCUGAUGAAUUGGAAGACACUGGGAUAGAAUUACUUGAAUCUGAAGCUUCAUUGGAUUAUUUGUGUAAUUUGUCACCUCACAGAUAUGAAGCCCUAUAUGCCAAGCCACUUCCUGAAACCAUGCUCGGUGAGGCAUUUUUGGAUAAACAUGCUGAUCAUGGUGAUUCAGUUACAGUGAUUGAUCCCAAGCGAACAUAUGGAGUGACAGCACCUGCUAAACAUCCUAUAUACGAAAAUUUCAGGGUUAAGGCCUUUAAGGCACUGCUGACUUCUGCAGCCUCUGAUGAACAACUUUCAGCACUUGGAGAACUAUUGUAUCAGUGCCACUACAGCUACAGUGCUUGUGGACUAGGCUCCGAUGGGACAGAUCGACUUGUACGGUUGGUACAGGAAAUGCAGCACGGUAAAUCAUAUAGAGAUGAAGAUGGUACUUUAUAUGGAGCCAAAAUCACUGGUGGUGGAUCUGGUGGAACAGUGUGUGUAAUUGGCAGGAACUCACUGAGAAGCAGCCAACACAUAUUUGAGAUUCAGCAAAGAUACAAAGCCGCAACAGGCUAUUUGCCAUUCCUUUUUGAGGGUUCGUCCCCAGGAGCUGGAAACUUUGGAUACCUAAGAAUUCGUCGACGAACGACUCUCAAAUCUUAAUAUACUGGUCGGAAGCAUUAAAGAGGUGCAUCGACGGGGUUUACGCAUUAUGUAUGAAAUUUAUGGGGUAUAUUUAUAAUCCUUUUCUUCAAGGUUUUAGGCUGAAUAAACCACCAAGACACAUAUUUCAUCAAUUAAUAAAAUUUAUCAUUCCUAUUUCAUAACGUG
Messenger RNA from Rubroshorea leprosula, 3452 nucleotides. The record is from the annotation of a GenBank genome assembly. NCBI's taxonomy places the organism in Eukaryota, Viridiplantae, Streptophyta, Magnoliopsida, Malvales, Dipterocarpaceae.